AUGACGAGUGGCAAUGAAACUGAUAAACAAUCUAGUUCAGGUGUACAUGCAGUUAUUAAUGUAUUGGGUAGACAAGUAUUGAAUCACUUAUCAAAAGUUAAUUGGCAAUUUGAAUCUGACCCUACCAGUGAACAUGAACCUGUACUACCUAGAAAAUUCCACCUGAUGCUUGAUAAAGACUACUUUCCAAAAUCUGAAGUAUGCGAAAUACACGAGCUGCAACGAAUCUGGUCAGUCGUCGCCGGAUGUGCUGCUUCUUAUGCCUAUAAAACCAUCGGUGCAGGAUAUUCAAAAGCAAUGAAAGUAUGGCUAGCUAAUGCAGCCAGUACAGCAAUUAUCUUCAGUCUUAUUGGUGAAAUACCACGGUCAGAGGAGAAACGCAGUGAAACAGUUGAAUCUGUCGCUCUCCCGGAUUCUAUUUCAAUUGAUGAAGCUGAUGGUAAUUGGUUCUACGGGACAUGGACAAAACAAAAUUUAGCUAGUGAAUCAGAAAUGCAGACCGUGAUCCAACCAAAAAUGACUGACGCAUGUUUACAAGUUAUGAUAGCCAGUGUUGUCAAUUUUUAUCAAAAUAAUCGUUAUACUCCUCCAUCGAAGAUGAGUACUGACAAUAACAAAAACAGCAGUUAUGCUGCACGAAUACUAAAGAAUGCAUCGUGGAGUCAGUAUGGCAUUGCUGAUAAGUCGGACAGGAUUAAGAUUAUGAAGAUCACUGGUCAAUGGAUAUCAAGAAUUCAUGUGUUUAAUGUAUUCACCUGUUUGAAAACACUUAAACAUCCACUGAAAUAUGUCAGAGUGAUUGGUAUGGGAACAUUGCCGUUUUCUCAAGAGGUAAAAGAUCAAUUGAGCCAUUUACCAAGUGGUUGGAAAAGAACAGAGAUUGCAGAAGCAAUAGCAAGAAAGCUAGUCAAUUCUAACUUGUUUCAUCUGUUUCGUGAUGUUAAAGGGUUGAUCAGCCUAAGAAGUCGAAUAGAUGAAAUCCUUCAAGAUCCUUUUUAUUAUCAUCCUGACAGUGACUAUUUGAUUAAGGAUCCUUUGAAACCAAACAGCAUCGAUGAUGCUAACAACUUGUUAGGACGCUUAAUCACCUACUUGAAGUAUUCAGAACCUGAUAGUGAGUUGUUUAACAGUGCUUACUUGAAAGUGGGCGGCAGAACACGAGAAAAAGACUAUAAUGAUUAUAGUGAGAAUUGGGAGAUACUAUUGAAAAAGAUUUAUACAAGUGAUGCAUCGACUAGACAGGAGAUAAUUGACAGUGAAGUGAGCAAGCUGAAAGGUACUACGAAUCAUUUUCGAAAUCAACAGGAAUUGUUAAAUAAAUGCUUUAAGCUGUACAAUGUUCAAUCCAGUUAUUAA
Trichobilharzia regenti is the source of this 1356-nucleotide messenger RNA. NCBI's taxonomy places the organism in Eukaryota, Metazoa, Platyhelminthes, Trematoda, Strigeidida, Schistosomatidae. The record is from the annotation of a GenBank genome assembly.